Molecule: messenger RNA, 1214 nt
Organism: Rotaria sp. Silwood2
Lineage: Eukaryota; Metazoa; Rotifera; Eurotatoria; Philodinida; Philodinidae
Source: the annotation of a GenBank genome assembly
AUAAUUCUCUUUGUACUUAAGGAAUCGAGCUGAAAUAGUGCUUCUGAUCUACAUUCUUGACGUAGUAUAUGCACACACAUUUUCAGGUCUUCAGCACCUAUUAUGGCUGAGAUCCUCUCGGAGGAAGAUUUUUGUCGUCUACUGUAAUUGCAGUCUCCCAAUUAUAUAUAAGUUACGAUAAGUUCAAUUUUUUGAAAUGGCGACAAUUUUUCAUAUAUAUCUUUCUGAUUGUUUAGUUUAUGUAUUUUAAGAUCUAACUAAUUAAUGAAAUUGUACAUUAUUCUGUUGAAAAAAUUUUUAUUUUCGAAUUAAAAUUAAUAAUAAAAUAUUUGAUUUCUAUUUUCUUGGUUUUAGUUUCACACUAUCAACAUGAACGAAAUAUGUUUCUCUUAAUAGCAUGUGAUGCUAAAUAUAUAGUUUGUUUUAAAAGUCAACUUAAUCGAUUAGAUAAAUGGCAAUUAGGUGCUAUUGAACGUGGUUUUCAUAAAGAAUAUUCUCUCGAUUGGCAUGAUGGUCUUAUUAUAUCUAUGGGUUCUAUUACAAAUGGUAGAAUUUAUAUGUUUACAGAACGUGAAUUUUAUAUUUAUUCACUUAAUCAACGUCGUAAACUUCAUACACGUAUGUUACCACGUGGUGAUGAUGAUGGAUUAGAAGUAAACCAUCCUCGAUAUAAUGAAUUUUACCGUGGUAUUGGUACUGUAUAUAAUGAACAUAUGUAUCAUAUUUAUUUAAAUCGUAAUAGUCGUUGGACAUUAUCAAAAAUUAUUGUUGAAAAUUUAGCUCAUAUAUAUGAUUAUGAUUUAACAUCUAUAUUUCCUGAUGUAAGACGUUUUAUACAUAUAUGUGUUAAUGAAAAAACAAUUAAUAUUCUUGUUCAAAUGAAUGAUUCAUCAUAUGGUGUUGUAUUUUGUCCAACAAAUGGUCAAAUAACAAAUGAUAAAUUACAAUCAAUUAUAUUACCUCGUGCUGAACAACCAUUAACAAUUUGUUCAGCAUUUAUUGAAAUUUUAAAUCAAUAUAUUUUUUUUAUUAAUGAUCCAUCACAUGAUAUUUUACAUAUAUUAAGUAUAGAACAAUAUUUAACAUCUUAUUCAGUUGAUUGUUAUGCUAUUUGUUAUGUUGCUAAUAAACAUGAAUUAAUAAUUGUAACAAAUACUUCCAUAUCUUCAAUAAAUUUAAAUCAAUCAAAUUUAUUUUUUCGAAAUUUUCUAUGA